Molecule: messenger RNA, 6931 nt
Organism: Sipha flava (yellow sugarcane aphid)
Lineage: Eukaryota; Metazoa; Arthropoda; Insecta; Hemiptera; Aphididae
Product: sal-like protein 3
Exons: 8
Coding region: 612-5399 (1595 amino acids)
Biological process (GO): regulation of transcription by RNA polymerase II
Cellular component (GO): nucleus
Molecular function (GO): DNA-binding transcription factor activity, RNA polymerase II-specific; RNA polymerase II cis-regulatory region sequence-specific DNA binding
Source: RefSeq, a predicted model, not a curated record
CGUGCAGAGCUGCGCAACUACGCCGUGCCAACACACGACAAACGUGGUCGCGGAUAUCGUAUAAUUGUAAUCGUUAUCGUACGGUACCGAUCGUGCGAACAACGGUGGACUGAUCGCGACGCGAUCAUUAUUAUAGUUUUUUUUUUUUCUCUCUCGCGAAACCAUAAAUAAAUAUUACAAAAAAAAAAAAAAAAUUCGUUUAAUAACUUUUAUCGAGACAGUUUUUUUUUUUUUUCUUCAAAUUUUUAAACCUCGCACCACGGUCAACGCGCACGGAACUACGUCGCCUCCGCCGGACAGCGCCAAGCAGCGGCGUGCAGUCGUCGUCCAGAGCACAUCCCGGCGCCGGCGGUACAGGUGCGUUCCCCGACUUAAUGGGUUCCCGGUGCACCGGCGACGAGUCCGAUGCCGCCGCCGUCGGAUCCGACUCGUAGUGCCACCGCAGACGUAACGCAUCACCGUCGGUAACGCGCGCGCGUCUUGGUGGUGGUCGGGCGCCAGCUGCAACGCCGUCGAACCCGCGGGCGAAGGGCCCGAAGACGCCGGUCGACCAGAGCGGACCGUCCCGCCGCACGUUCCCGCCGCCGCCGCGCAACAGCACCGCAGUCCGCAUGUCCCGCAGAAAGCAGUCCAGACCGGUCAAGGUCCUCGAGGACGAGGAAGAGUGCGCCGACGGCGUCUCGCACCACGGCGAACCGGGCGCGGUCGUCGUCGUCGUCAACGGGCACCACGUAUCCACGUCCACUCGCCGAUUCGACGACGGUGCAAUAUCCAUGACUUCGGACGAUGAAGACGACGAAGAAAACGGGCCUAUACACGGCGAAAAGUUGCCCAGAAAAUUGUCGAACACGUGUCGCCAGUGCGCGAUGGGGUUCCUGAGCUAUUCCGAACUGUCGGAGCACAACAAAACGUGCGUGCUCCACGCAGGCAUGGCAAACAACGCGGCCAACUCCGAAGACUUUGAACAUCAGAACAUCGACCAGGACAUCGAUGACGAUGACGAAGAGGACGAGGACGACGAGGAAGAGGAGGACGUGGACGACUACCGUCACGCGCACUACAACGUCGCCGCGGCGGCCAACCUCCAAUCUUUGACCGUGGCCGACCUAAGGAACGCCAGAAACAACAACAACAACAACAACCACAACAACAACAUUAACAACAACAAAGCUCACGAAGAACAGAGGAGGCAGCGGCAGGACGCCGAGAACAACAACCGCCGCUACGGUGGCGUCGGUGGCGGCGGCCAAGAGGCAGUCGUCGAUGACAUGGUCACCGGCGACGAAUCGGCCGCGAUGGUGCCCCCUGGAUUUCCGUUCGCUGCGUACCAAGCAGCCGUGGCCGCGGCCGCCGCGGGCGAGACACCGGUUCACCAGCAGCAGCAGCAUCAGCAAGCCGCCGCGGCCGCCGGCCACCACGUGACGCUGGAAGCGUUGCAGAACACCAAGGUGGCCGUGGCCCAGUUCGCGGCCACCGCGAUGGCCAUCAACAACGGUGCGGCCAGCAACCCGAACGUGCUGCAGGACCUGGCCAUCGUCAACUCGACGCUGUUCACGUUGCAACACCAGCAAAUGAUGCAGCUCAGCCUGAUCCAGCAGCUGCGACAACAGUUGCAAAUCAGUCGCGGUUGCGGUGGCGGCAGCCGGGACGGCACGUUGUCCGUGUCGCCACCGCUCCUCAGCGACGGCACCGACGACGUGAUCGCCGCGGCCGCUGCGGCGGCUGCGGCCACGACCACCGGUGUGGCCACACCGUUGCCCAACGACAUACCGCUGUCGCUGUUGGCCAUAUCGCGGAACGGCGCCACGGAACUGUUGCACCAGAUGCAACAGCAGCAGCAGCAGCAGCAGGGCUGCUUGCCUCACUCGCCGCCGCUGGCCGUGCCGAUCCUGAUGCAGCCCACUGGGGACUGCACCACCCAGACACCGUGCAUGCAGCUCAGCCGCUCCCCUUCGCUGUCGUCUUCGUGUUCGCCAACGCCUCCACCGCCACCUCCCCUGCCACCGACCACCAUGAUGGCCAUGAUGUUGCCCGAACUGCAGCAGCGUCAGUCUGUGGCCGCCGGCACCUGCUCCCCAUCACCACUGUCCUCGUCGUCGUCCGCUGCGGUGCAGGCCACAGUGGCCGCGGCGUCGUCAUUAUCCUCGAGCGCCGCGGUGCCACCGCCGCCGCCGACCACCGUCCACGCGGCCGCGUCCUCCGUGACCACACCACCGUCCACGUCCGUGAUGUCGUCCUCGUCGUCGUCGCCAUACGCCUCGUCACCGAUCGUCACUCAUCAUCAUUCCAUCCCGUCGUGUUCCGUGUCGUCCGCGUUCGCCUCGUCCAUCAUCACCAACCUGGAUCCACCACCAUCUCCCAGCGAGCCCAACACGCUGGAGAUGCUGCAGCGCCGUGCCCAAGAGGUACUGGACAAGGCCAGCCAAGGCCUGUUGGCCAAUAACCUCGCCGACGAGCUGUCGUUCCGAAAAGGUUCCGGCGGUGGCGGCGGCGGCAGCGGCAAGGGCAGCUCCCUGUCGCCGUACGACGGCAAGUCCGGCGGCGGUAACGGUGGCAGCCGAGGCGACAACUUCUACAAGCACCGGUGCCGGUACUGCGGCAAGGUGUUCGGCAGCGACUCCGCGCUCCAGAUACACAUCCGUUCGCACACCGGCGAACGGCCGUUCAAGUGCAACGUGUGCGGUAGUCGGUUCACCACCAAAGGCAACCUGAAGGUACACUUCCAGCGACACACCACCAAGUUCCCCAACGUCAAAAUGAACCCGCUGCCGGUGCCCGAGCACUUGGACAGGGACUUCCCGGCCUUGAUCCCGCCCCACUUGAACCAGAGCCCGCACCAUCAGAACAGCUGCGGCUCGCAGAUGCCUCCCAACUCCUCUGCCGCCUCACGGUCACCGCUAUCCCAUCAGUUCUCCAGCGGUCCGCCUGCGUCCAUGUUCUCCGGCACGCUAUCCAGUUUGUUCCGACCCGGCGGCGGCGGCGGCGGUGGUGGUGGUGGCCACCCGCAGCACCAGCCGCAUCAGUCUUCUUCGGCCGACAACGUCACGCUUCCGUCGAACAUCCAAAUACCGUCGCAGCAACAGCAGCCGACCGAGCAGCUGCUGAUGACCAACCAUCACCACCACCAUCACCAACAGCAGCUUCACCAGUCGGGCGCCAAUCACUCGCCGUCGUCGUUGCACCUCUUCCAGUUCAAGCGCGAACAAGAGCAGCCCGAGAACCUGAGCAAACCGGCCAACGCGUGCUCCUCCCGUGAAUCGUCCAUUCCGUCGCCGUCACCGCUGUCCAACUCCAGCAUACCUCGGCACAACAAGGACGACCCUGCCGAGUACAUCGACGACAUGGCCGUGGACAUCGACUCGGCCGACGCGGACGGCCGUCAACACGAUAUGGACGCCAAUAUGGACGACUUUAGUGUUGAUACCAAGUACAGCGGCGACGAAGAGCGGACGAACAGUCCCACCAUGAACGACCACGGGUUGCAAGAUCAACCGGAGAACUUGUCCAACAAAAGUGGUAGAGUUAUGAUGUCCAGUCCACCCUUGAUCACAUCGGACGAAUCGUUCUCGCCCAGGCCGACUUCGUCGUCUUCGCGUCAUCAUGGUUCCCGACCCGGCUCGCCCGCUUCGAUGUCGUUCAACAACACCAGGUACUCGCCCCCCUGCGCCUUGGACCUGACUCCCAAACAGUCGGCGAUGACCUCUGCCGCCGCCAACCACCUCAUGUCCGCGUACCUACCGCCAGCGUUCACCGGACUCAUGGCCGCCGCAGGAUCAGCCACUUCCGCGGCCGGGCUGCCGGGCCACGGGCCUCCGUCUUUCGGACCAUCCGCGGCCCGAGGAAACACCACGUGCAACAUCUGUUUCAAAACGUUCGCGUGCCACUCCGCGCUAGAGAUCCACUACAGAAGUCACACCAAAGAACGGCCGUUCAAAUGCACCGUGUGCGACCGGGGCUUCUCGACAAAGGGUAAUAUGAAACAGCACAUGCUUACGCAUAAGACGCGAGACAUGUCGUCGGGCGCGGGCGGUGGCAGCUCGUCGCAGAGCCACAUGUUCGACGGGAACAACUCGACGAGCUGCGGACACGAUGACACGGCCAGCAACGCGAGUUCCGAGAGCCGGGACGCCGCCGCGCAACACCAUCUACACCAUUACCAGCAGCAGAUGAUGCUUCUGACCGCGGCCGCCGGUAACGCCGCGGCCGCGGCCACGUCACCCACGGGAACCGGUGCCGGCGGAGCGUCGCGGUCCCUGCCACUGCCGCCGUCGUCGUCGUCGUCGUCGUCGUCGGUUCAGCAGCAAACCGGUGGCGGUACCAACGCGGCCACCGCGUCCACCGCUGCCGUCACCACCGUCUCGGUGAACGCGUCUACCAGCACCACCGGCACAGCGGCCCAGUCGGCCACCGACCUGUCCUCGCCGUCACCACCGCAGCCACCGCCAGCCGCCACCAACCUGUCCGCGCAUCAUUCGGCCAAACUGGCGGUCCCACCGCCUCCGCCGCCGCCUCCUCCACCACCACCGCCACCGCCGCAACAGCAACCGGUCACACUGACAGUGCCGACCGUUGGACAACUAUAUGCGGUCAGCGGCGGUUCCAGGAAAUCGUCCGCAGCGGCCGGCGAGGGACCGUCGUCGUCGUCUUCGUCUUCGUCGCCCAAACGUUCGCUGCCCGAUCCGGACGUGGGCCUGCCCUUGCCCAAGAGGCAGCCGAGUUCACCGAAACACUUGUGUCACGUGUGCAACAAGAAUUUUUCGUCGUCCUCCGCGCUACAGAUCCACAUGAGGACCCACACGGGCGACAAGCCUUUUCGCUGCACGGUGUGUCUAAAGGCGUUCACGACAAAAGGCAACCUUAAGGUGCACAUGGGAACGCACAUGUGGACAAACGGCACGUCCAGAAGAGGGCGAAGGAUGUCGCUGGAGCUACCGCCGUUGCAGAUCGCCAACACCGUAAAAGACUCGGACUUCCUUCAACGGAGACCUGAAAUCUAUUACCAUCCGUUUUUGCCCAGUCCGUUUUUAAACGGGAUUCACCAACAAAAGAUCAACGAGAUAUCGGUGAUCCAGAACGUGAACAGCAACGUGAACAACCGCAUCCUGAGCGGGUUCGGCAACUUCGGCGGCGGUGGCGGCUCGUUCCCCGGCGGCGACAUGAUGAAACCGGAGCCCGGCGGCACGGCGGCCGACAACAAGCAGAUGCCGUCGCCGCCGUCGCAUCACAUACGAACGCCGCCGCUGUGGGACCUGCACUACGACCGGCAGUCCGCGGUCAACAUCAAGUCGUCGCCCGACGACCAUCAGCUCAACAACUGCGCGCCGCAGUCCCCUCGGUCGUCGCCCAUCGCCCACGCCAACCACAUCUCCCAGAACCGCACCGAAGGUCUGGCCACAUAACAUUUACUCGAGUAUUUGCGUUUUAACCGAUGAUAAAACUCAAAUCGUCCGACCACUCUCAUUCACUACUACUACUACUACUACUACUACUACUACUACUACUACUACUGCAUGAUGAUUAUUAUUAUUAUUAUUAUCAUUAUUAUUAUUAUACCUAAUCAUUACUAUUAUUAUUAUUAUUAUUAAGCUAGUGCUAUUUUUGUUAACACGUCCGUUCUACUACGGUUUGUAUUCGUUUUAUGUUAUUUUUAUUAUUAUUAUUUACAAAGCUAGUAUUCGAAUAGUUGAUCGUCUACGGUUUUUAUCUCGCGCCCUGGUGCUCCAAUCCGUAUUCAAAUAGUUAAUAACGUACCGUUUUAUUCGAUUAUUAUUGUUUUUCCUUCCAGGUUUCAUAAAUCCCACGGUCGAUUGACGUUUUUUAUAUUCCUACCUUUGGGUAUUUUUUCCUUUUUUUUUUUUUUUUUCGUACGACUUGAAAUGAGAUUUGAAAAAAACCCAAAUUUUUUAUUGUUAAAUAUAUUAUUGUUGUAUCGCGCGAGUCCCGUGAUUUGUGUCGUUCGUAUCUGUCGAAUGAAAACUGCAGUCGAUCGCCGAAACGACGAUUUGCCCGUCGUAAAAAACGAUCAGUACCGUCGCGGUGCUGUCCAAAUAAACCAUAUAACGGUCGAAAUCGAAAUCGUAAAGUAGUAGGUGAUAACAAUAACCGAACAACGUUGAAUAGCAAAACGAAUGCGAUUAACCAACCUAUAUACAUUAAUGUUUUAACAUUGCGACCAAAUAUUCGAAAUAUCUGUUUUGUGUUGGUAUCAUUGUUUAUUACUAUUAUUAUUAUGAAUAGGCAAUAUAAUGCCGUAGGUUAGCGAAUUCCAUAGUUUGACAUUGAUUUAUAUUUAUUUAUGUAAUAUUUAAUACUAUAAUUAUUAUUAGCGUCGUGUGUUUUACUAUUAAUAUUUAUGUUUCGAAUAAAAAAUCAUUAUUGUACGGUAAAAGUAUCAUGCAUAUCCCUGGGUAUAUCGAACCAUGCCAAAUCGUGGUACAGUUUUUGCUAGAUUUUAAGUAAUUGUACUAUUUUUCAUUUCGUCUACCACAUUGCCAGUUGAUGUGUUUUUUUUUUAAAUUUUUUUUUUUUUCAUCUCCACCUGGCAUCGGAUUAUAAAAUUGUUACUUAACGCUUUUGAACGCGAGUGCGAACGCUGUACGGCUUAUAAAAAUAGUUUUUUUUUCGACCUCAUAUAUAUGUACAUAUAUGUAUAAAACGAUAAGUAUGAUACUCAUGUAUAUAUAAAAAAAAAAAACCCCAUAGUUAAAUUGAAUACGUACAUACGCGUUUUAGACCAUACGUAGAUUAUGUGCACAAUUUCGAAGUAAAAUAUCUGCUGCGGUGAGUGUUAAAGAACAAUACUGAUUAAAUAAAAAAUAGAAUAAUUUAUGAAAUUUGAUACGAAGUUUUAUCGUGUACUUAACACUACGAGUGUCUCUGUUUUUUUUUUUCUAUACAUUUUUAUUAUAAUAAACAUUUAUUACACAUUAUA